AUGGAGCGACAGAGGGCCGCGCGCAGCUCCAAAUGGGGCGAGGCAUGCGCGCCGUGUGCUGCGGCCAAGACGCGCUGCAUCCGCAAUCGUGACGAGCCCAGCGCCAGCUGUGACCGCUGUCAAAGCCUCGCCAAAGAUUGUUUUGGCCAGGUGCAGAAGCCGCGCAAAAAGCGGCAAGCGAAGCCUUCGAGAACGGCCCAGCUGGAAGAGCGGCUCAACAGCUUGAUCCAGGCCAUGUCCUCGGCGAGUUCUGAAAAGAGUGAUGUUGUUGCUGCAGCGGAAGCUGCCCUCUCCGCUGAAACCGCUGUUUCUGUGUCUGCGACAACAGCUUCCAGCACCAGGGGCAGCACUCUACCCCAGGCUUCGCCGUCUUCGCCGUCUUCGCCGCCCGUAUCUGGUGAACCACACGUCCAUUUGGACGGCGGCGUCGGCCUGCCACAACCUCCUGGCGCACCACCGGUAUCGCCGCACUGCACAUGCCGUGUGCCGGUUUCAAAGGCCGAUCUUGUCCCACACGAGUCGGACGAGGUGUUGCUGAGCAUCUAUGUCAACCAGUUGUCGUCCAAGUUUCCCUUCGUCAUCGUCCCGCCUAGCACGACAGCCCAGGAAAUGGCAGCCAAGCGACCCUUUUUGAUGCAGGUCAUCCGCAUGGUGUCGUCGGUCCGCCAUCUGCGAUCGAUGUGGGGCCAGAGCCGCGCCGUCAUCAAGCACAUUGGCGACGCCAUGUUGAUGCGCUCCGAACGUUCCAUGGACCUGCUGCAGGGCAUCAUUGUGUUCCUGGGCUACUAUCAUUACUUUUGCAUGAGCCAUGCGCAUUUCAACAACCUUGCCCAUCUCGCCCUCAGUCUCGUCGGCGACAUGGGCCUGAACGCACCACCGCAGUCCAAUGGCACAAACGCCGAUGACGAUGGAAUGUGCCAGCCGCGGAUCAUUCAACGGAACCCGAGCGAGGUUGUGUCACAUACAUCCGACGAUGUGGCGGUGGAGAGGACCAACGAGGAGCGCCGUGCCCUCGUCGGUGUGUGGUACAUCAACUCAAAUGCCUGUUCGGUGGUAAAGCAAAUGGGGUCCACGCGGUACACAAAGUACAUUGACCAGUGUGUCAAGGAGCUCGAGAAGAAUGCCGAAUACAAGUCGGAUCAGCUUGUCGUCGAGCUCAUCCGCAUCCAGAACCUCACCGAGACCAUCUCGCACUUCCACAACCGAGACCAGAUGUUGGAUGAACUGCCUGGUGUUCCUCGCAUGUCGCCCAUCGUAUAUAUCGAAGCAUUACAGGCCCAGCUCGACCGUCUCCGUGGCGGCCUACCCGCGCACCUCAAAAUGCACCCCCUGCUUAACUGCCACUUCCACAGUGCCCGUCUCGCCCUCUUUGCCCCGCUUUUGUCUGAGGAGCACUACCUUGCCGACCCCAGCUUGACCCCCCUCGACCUGUUCACACGCUUCACCGACACCCUCAAGAUGUGGUUUGCCGAGUGGCUCACCAUUCCCGUAUGCUCCUACUUCUACCUCCCGCAGCCCGCGUGCUCCAUGGUUGUCCACACAUCGCGCCACCUCGUCCUGUGGGCGCGUCUAGCCGGACCCAGCGCCGUCCGACUGUCGUCCACCUCCUUCGUGUCCUGCCCUCUGCUCGCCUCAACUGCCUCGCUCUCGUCCGGAUCCACAGCCACCACUCCCUCCGGAUCCGGGUCGUCCCCCGCAUCCGAGCCGUACAUGCCCCGGCGCCGAUUUCCUGCGUUCAUGGGCAUCCCCUCCUGCCCGACUCUCGACAUCCCCAAACGGCCCACCGAUCUGUCAGACACCGUCACGGUCGCUGCCCAGGCCUCCAUCGACAUGAUCCGUGCCGCCGUCUAUGAACGGCAAGACCUGCGGCUCGACGUCUUAGGCAUCGCAGCGGCCAUGGCCGCGCGUUGUGAGUCGGCCCGGGUGGAGAUCACCGCGGCACAGGGUGGCGAGUGGAAGAACGACACGUGGGACGCGGCGGGGGACCAGAUGCGUAUUAAGCGGAGCAAGAUCGAGGAAUGGGUCGAGUCGGCGACGGCGGCCGGUGUCGACGAGGAUGUGCCGCUGACGUUUGGACCGAUGCCGGGCGAACUGUCACAAGACGGCCACAAUAGCACCAACUGGAAGUGGCCGAGCGACUUGGCGUAUGGGCCGACAAAUCUCGACUUUGGGACACUGCUCGACUCAAAUAACGACUGGAACACGGAUUGGAACGCCCAGGGCAUGGUGCUGGACAACUAG
Messenger RNA from Sporothrix schenckii 1099-18, 2241 nucleotides. RefSeq lists its product as uncharacterized. The transcript has 3 exons. The record is from RefSeq and is a predicted model, not a curated record. NCBI's taxonomy places the organism in Eukaryota, Fungi, Ascomycota, Sordariomycetes, Ophiostomatales, Ophiostomataceae. Gene Ontology annotation, cellular component: nucleus. Gene Ontology annotation, biological process: regulation of DNA-templated transcription. Gene Ontology annotation, molecular function: transcription cis-regulatory region binding; zinc ion binding; DNA-binding transcription factor activity, RNA polymerase II-specific. The coding region runs from base 1 to 2241 and encodes 746 amino acids.